Molecule: messenger RNA, 2584 nt
Organism: Thrips palmi
Lineage: Eukaryota; Metazoa; Arthropoda; Insecta; Thysanoptera; Thripidae
Exons: 3
Coding region: 77-478 (133 amino acids)
Source: RefSeq, a predicted model, not a curated record
GCACUCGGGGUCGCUGCCGUACCUGCCGCCGCCGUCCUACGAGAAGGCCCUGCAAGAGUCGCAGGCCGCGGUGCUGAUGCGGGGGCAGGCCUUCCAGGACGACGACGACGACUACGUGCAGCACCGUGAGGACCGCGAGGACGGCUACGAGACCCUGGCCAUGCAGCCGCGCCACGCACCGCCGCUGCAGCACCAGUCCUCGUCGUCGUCGUCCUACCCCGACAGCAUGGACGUGGUGAACGUGGCGGGCCCCAUCAUCCUGCACAAGAGCAGCAAGGCGCUGUACCGCGCCGUGGCCGCGCAGUGGGGCAUCACCUGCAAGAUGAACGACCACUGCCGCUGCCUCGACUGCCAGAGCCGCUACUUCGACUGCGACUUCGACCUCAACGAGGAGGGCAAGACGGACGGCGGCCUCGGCGCCACCUCGCCGAUCUUCCUGCAGGAGGUGAUGCACGGGUCGGCCUGCCAGAUCCUGUGAGGCGGUUUGUUGCUGUGCGGCCUGGUGGCCGUCACGGUGGUCACGGUCGUCUUCGCGACGCGGGGCGCGCGGGGCGAGCAGGGCGCCGUUCACCGCGGCCGAGCUCCUGCCCGAGGCGAAGCGCGCCGUCUCGUCGAAUGCUCGCCGUCCAGAGGUUACGGCCGCUGGCGGCGGCUUGGGCGCAUCACGACUGAAAGCUUGGCGUGGUUCUCUACCCGCCAGAGCCUUUUUCCGAAAACGAGUUUCGGUUGCGAAGAUUAAAACGAGUGGCUUUCGUAGCCGUGUCGGCAGUAGGGGUUGCUUACAACGCGAUUGUGUACAUAUACUUAUAUCACUCUAGCUCUAAGUGUUGAUGUAUCAUUUGAAUUUUCGAUUCGAUGCCUCUACAAUCAUUGCACCGGAGCGGGUUACUUGUGCCAUCGAAGAGAGGCGUCGAGUCAAAGUCCAACUUUUCUCCUGUGUGUGUGUUUUUGUAAUAUUGUAAUUAAACGUUUCCAGUCAACGAACACUUCGGUUUCGUUCAAAUCGCCGCGUUGGAUCCCAUUACCGAUACAGGGAGUGUCAGCACCUUUGCGGUGCGCCCCCGUCUUUUAGGCUUGUAGAGUCGGCGGCAGGGCUAGCAGUGUGUCGCAGUGCGCCACAGUGUGCCUGCCACAGCUGCCUCCGUCAGACAGACUCGCUGUGCUGUGCGAACCAAGUCUGAUACCAUUGUAGCAAGCCGCUGCUUCGCUGCGCACUUUCCUUUUCGGCUCAUGUUUUCGGUGAGGCUGGCCCUUGCGCGGCAACCAGCUGGUCUGGUUCGGCACUCUUUCUUUAGAACACUUUUUAUCGUUAGUGUUGCAAAGCGUUGUGAUGGCACCUGCAAUUUUUUCAUUCGUUAGGAAAAAAUAUUUAAAAACAAGAAAAAAAAUACUUAAAAUAAACUUUUUGGAGCGCGUGCUGUUCUUUCAAACCGUAUAGGCGCAGCGACUUGCUAGGAUAGCUUUUUUUUUUUUUUUUUUUUUUUUUGAGAAAGGCCUCUCUUUUGUUGGGAACGUUGUUUGUUAUUAAGAGCCUGCUUGGGAAGCCCCGUUGUCGGGCGCAACUUGCUGACUGAUAUUGUGAUGUAAGGAAAUCUCUGCAAGAGUUCAGGAUCACGGCCUGAUGAGAAAGUUGAGGAAUGUAUCUGGUUUUUUUGGCCGUUUUGGCCUUGAGCAAUUUGAGAAGAGCAAAGUGCCGCGCAGUGCAGGCUGCUCGUUGAAAUGGCCAUUCCUUUUGCCUUGUUCAGUGGAGAGCUGUUGUGGGUGCUUUUGAAAAAAAAAUAAAGAAAAACACACCUGACGUUAGGUCUAUGCUGCUUAACUCUCAUUAAAACUAACUAACAAUUCGUGUGGACCAGUCACUUUACUGAACUGAACUUAAAGAAUUAUGAAUAUUAUAAUCCCCAAAAUUUCUAUUAUAUUUUGUAUAACUGUGUCGUGGUUUAAGUUACAAGGCGUGAGAGAGGGCGUCUUCGAUAAUUUGCUUGUUCACACAGCUGUAGUUGAUUACCGGUUGUAGGGCGAGUGCGCAAUCGCAACCUUUCCGUAUAGUUUUCUGUGUAGUUUUCUGUGUAGUGGAACUAAAACUUCAAACUGACUACGUUGAUGUACACCGGUGUUUUAACAAUUAGGUACGUUGUAGAUCGUGACAAAAAAGUUGUGCGUCUCAUGACUUUGGUAAAGAAAAACAUUGUUCAGAAUAACUCCGAAUAGAUUUCCUUUUAAGUCAAUAACAUAAUAAGAUGUAGUUUUCCCCCUUUCUUACAGCAUAACUAGAGGUGCUACGUGGCCAAAUAUGUGUGUUGUAGAAUAUUGUGCAUUCCUACGUGUGUACAUACUCCAGUUCCUAGUGUAUGUCGCUAGUAAACGUUUAGUUAUAGGCAUGAGUUGUUCCCUCAAUUGUGUACAUAACUUGCUGAUCUUCGGUCUCUCUUAAAAUCAAUGCAAAUCCAUAGGAAGACAAAGCAAAAAAAAAUCAUUUCGACAGCAAAUUUCUUACGAAAAGACGAAAACUUUAUGUCUGUCUGUCACUGUGUUCAAACUGAAAACUUGUGUGUGGUUAAAAUAAAAUGAAAUAAAUCCGUUA